AUGGAGUUAUGGUAUAAUUUCCUCUGUGGGGCUGUGCUCUUGUACAGUGCAACUAAAUUCUUCAAACUGCUGAUUAACUUACUGUUUGGUAUACAGUUUGACUACAUCAACCCAUUGAAUCUUUGUGUUCAUAACAUCACAUAUGGACAUCCUCAAGAGAGUGAUGUUUAUAUCAAGGUCAGCCGGAUAAGACUGAAUUUCUCUUUUUUCUUGAAGCUUAAAAGCUUCAUUGGAGUUAACGUCUCAGGAGUUAAUAUAAGGUUGAAUAAGCUGCCAAUUGAUAAGGGUAACGAAACCCAAGGUGCAUCAGAUGAGGAUGAGUCUUAUGGGAAAUAUACUGACCAAAUUAAUAAGCAUGUCUUUGAUCCUGAAAAACCUGUUUCCAUCAUCAGUGACAACCCUAGAUUGAAUCGAUUGCGAAGCUUCCUAAUCAAGUGUGUACCUCAUCUUUCAUUCUCAAUCACUGAAGCAAGUGUGGAUUUUUCUGAUGAUCUCUCAAUUAUUUUCGAAAAAAUAGUGGGGCACUUGGAUAUCAACCAAUCGAAGCAAAGAGUCUCAUUUUUAGAUGAAACAUCGUCAGUUAGUCACAGUCUUGUAUUCUCAGUACAAAUCGAUAAAGGAAACCUUUUCAAGCCAUCUAAACGACAAAUACUAUCCAAUUUUUUUGAUCAGUGUAUUAUUGCAUCACAAAUAAAUGUCGACUUGGAAUCCGGUUUCAUCAGUUCGUUGAUGCCUUCAGUAAGAAUGAUUGGGGUGGACGUUUCAGUUCUUUAUGUAUUAAAACUAGUCAAGUUUCUCAACCCAUCAUUUGAAGUAACGGAAGGGUCGUCAAGGACGACUGGGUCACCAUCAUUCAACCAAACUAGGAUGAAAUUAUAUGUUUAUAGUUUCUUUUACAAACUAAUUAAAACUGGAAGUUUCACCAUUCAGUCAUUCACUGUUACUGAAAUUCCGGUUUCCACCCAUUCAAAAUUGAAUAAUUUUUUAGAAAGGCAAGAUAGUAAAUCUUUGGAAGGAAUGAUAUUUGUUUCAGCGUCGAUGAAUUCAUUCACCUUUGAUGUUAGUGCAGUGGAACCAAGUCAGGUGGGUUAUAGUUUAAAAUUUGUUGACGAUUCGUUCCCACUUAGAUGGAUGGCGUCAAUUUCUGAUUUCAAGUUGUCCUUAGAUUAUUCCAAAUUCGAACUAUACGAUGGUACACAGAAGCAAUUUGACAUCUUAUCGAUAUCAAACUUAUUGUUGACAGUGGAAUCAACGAUGAUGGUCAAUUUAAUGAGGGUGGUAUUCAACAACGAAAUUCAGAAAAACUUUACACAAAAGCAAACUGUCUCAGAGAUUCAAUUUAAUAUGGCCAAUUUUUCUAUUGAUUUGAGUGUUGACCAACUUGUUGUUCUCUUGUGUGUAUUAUCGGAUAGAGCUGAGGAAACACGAAGUUUUACGGAGCCAUCCGAAUAUCAUAAGAGCAAUACUAAUGAACAAGCACACACUUCUGGUAACAUUUACAAAGAAACAUUUUUGGAAACUUCUCCCAAGUUUUAUUUUAAAUUUCUUUUUGACAAACCUACAAUUAUUCUUCGAUCUGAAAAUGAAAUCAAUAAAAAUGUAGACAAUCAUUUGCUUUUUCUACAACCAUCAAUGUUACUUGCACAUUUAGAUGUUGUCACCAUAGAUAAAACUAUGAAGAUCAGUUCAAGAUUAGACAUUCCUCAAACGGCAUUAGUUUAUCAAAGAAAUAACUCAAGCAUAUCAGCAGCUACUAUUGCAGAAAUGAAAGAUGUGUUUUUUAGGGUAAACUUUUUACUUCCUAAAUUCAGUAGUUUGAAGAUUUUCAUCUGCCUGAAUCACGUUUUGGUUGACCUGACGAGCAUCCAAGCCUUAAAUGGACUUGGAAUUAUGUCUAAUGCUUUGAGAGUUUCCAUGCACAAAUAUAGAAGUCCGAAGAAGCAUAUACAGCAUCCAGCUAGGUACAAAAAGCACAAUGCCAAUAAAGCAUUCACCAAUUUGCCAGAUUGGUUUUCUAAUUUCACGGUCAGUAUCGGGGUUUUCAAAUUAGUUUUAGGUUCGAAGUCUUUGUUUAUUGAGCCAAAAGAUCUAUUGGAUGAAAAUGAUAGAGGAAAUAUUAAGAAAGAUAGUAAGAUUAUUACUCCUUCUAAAACCACAUACAAAAUCGGCCAAACGGAGUUUAAAAUCUUUAAUAACAACAAUGACUUUAUUGGAGAUGACAGUGCAUCUUUAAGUUCCUCUAACUCUCAACGCCAGUAUGAGGAUGAUGAUUAUUAUUGGACUGCAAGAGGAGCUGUAGGUGAAAUUGGGGUAUCUACCAGUAUCCGAAACCCUCUAUUAGAUAUCUCCCUGAAAAGAAAAGUACUUUCUAUUCCUCAUACUGAUAUGUCCUUAAUUUGUUCAAGGAAGAAAGUAUUCUUACUUAAGACAUCAGUGGAAUCUAUUAUGUUGGAUCAUGAUAUUGCCUCACACUUUACAAUAUUCUCGUCUUUUUAUUUAUUGAGACAUACUUUUAAGUUUCACUUGUCUGAAACUAUGGUUAAUGAAAAACAUGAAUAUCAAUUACUACAAACAAGAAAAAAAGAAGUAAAACCUAAAAUAGGACUUUUGGAUCUUUUUAACAUCCAGUUUUAUGUUAGAGAAGCCCAACUCAAAAUGAUGAUGCCUGGGGAUUUACAUAUGCGACUAGAUUUGUUUGGUCUCAAAUGUACAUUUGAUGGAAAUACUGUUACUUCUGAAAAUAAAUUGAUUCAGUUAUCAGUGAAAAAAAAGUCAGACUUUCCAUUCUUCAAUCGUGUUAGUGUCAUAGACAAUAUGAAACUUAACUGUGUGCUACCAAAUGAAAAAGGAAAGUUGGCGAAGAUAAACAUUUUCAACAAUAAUUUUAAAAUAUUAAUUCCUUCAGACUUUGUUGUUCAUUCCAUGUUUGAUUCAAUAAUAUUGACUGUAAAGUUAACGAAGAAAUUCUUAUUUUCUAUAAAACAUGGUGUGAUACACGAAAGGGAUAAAAUUAAAUCUAGUGGUAUAGAAACUCUACCGAUUAUGAAGAUCAAGUCAAAAAAUUUAGCAUUUAAUGUAGAAGAUGAUCCGUUCGAAGUGGAGUUGGGUAUGAUCUAUCAGCUUGGAAUUAUUGAACAAAAGCAAAGGCUCAAAAAGAUCAGCAUAUUUGAUAAGGUUCUAGAAAAUAUCAGAACUAACGCUUCUAAAUUGUGCAAUGAUGAGAAUUGUCUACGUAAUUUCGGUAUUCAUUUAGACAAAAUUCAUUUGUUGACAUCGACAUCCUUUUCAAAUGUCAAGAAUAGUGUAUUAGAGUCUCUAUUAAUUGAUAUAUACCAAGACCUUCACAAGCUUUGGGUCAAUUUUUCUAGUUCUUGGGUUCGAAUUAUAAAUGAGUUCAAGGUCAAAAGACGCCAUACGAUGGAGGAAAAUGCUGAUUUUCUAACAAGCAAUAUUCUACAGCGGCUAAAUGUUUCAGAUAGUUUUGCAGAUAAUGUUGUUGACUCAACUGAUUUACCUCCUUUGAUGGGAAUCUUUUUGAAUGAUACGAUUAUAACGAUCAAACAUCCACAAUUUGAAAACGAUUCAAACGAUGUCCAUAAUUUCUUGCACCGUGUGGGUAAAGGUGUUCCUAAAAGCACGGAUUGGGAUAAGAUCAUACCGAUGAGACUAUCUCUGCAAGCUUCGGAAGUUCGUGUUCAUCUUAGGGAUUUUCCUUUGCCCAUGGUUUAUAUUCCAAACAUGUUAGACAAUAGUAGAUGGAACGAAAGCUUUAUCUUGAAAGGAACCCUUGUUAUAGCGGAACAGAUGCCUAAAUCAGAUAAAGAAUAUUGGUAUGACUAUAUGCCCAUGCUCCCUGGGCUACAUAGUGGCGACGACAUGAAUCAUAGUUACUCUUGGGAAGCGCCGAAAACAAUAUGUACUGUCAAAGCAUACUACGAAAUUAACUGUGCUAUAAAUUCUGAUGAUUCGACAACAGUCACAUGGUCAACUGCCUAUCAAGCAGUUUUAAGACAUCUCAGUGAUAUCUUUGAUACUUUUAGUAAAGAUUCUAAGGACCCUAGUCCUAAGCUAGGUAUUUGGGAUAAGCUAAGAAAUAUCAUGCAUGGGUACAUGAUAUUCCGGUGGACCGAUGAUGCUUCCGAAGUAGUUUUUAACAUCCUCAACUCUUACGAUCCUUAUGAUAUAUUGGGCCUCAGUGCUGGCUUUUCAUUGAUUUUCAAAAACAAAGUUAAAUGGGCUGUUAAUGAUCCAGGGAGAGAAAAGGAAAGAGAUUACUUCAUAUUUAAAUCAAGGAAUGUUAUGUUUGGUGUUCCUAAUCACUUGACCACACCCUUGCCUUGUUGGUGUUCAAACAAGAAGACUUUUAUGGUAGGUGUUGACGAAAGUUUGUUGCUAACUUCAUUUUAUGGAUAUUACAUGAAUACGGAGAUAUACUAUGAUGAUUCAAAUGAAAACUUGAAAGCACUAUAUGAGAGGACGAAAACCCAAAAAUUUGAGACACUAAACAUUGUCUUAGAUGGUGAUGUGGAACUUAAAUUGUCUAUGGUAUUUGAAAGAAAACUCCCUGAUGGGAGUCGUACUACUGAGUUUAGACCACAUUAUGAAAAUGUUCUGACUAGUCCAAAAUGGGCUCAAGGUCAAGACUUUGAUUCCUAUAGCGGUUUCAGGUCGGACUUUGUACAUAUGGCUCUAAAUUUAGUCACUAAAAACUCCAAAUAUAAUGUGUUACGAGUUUCACCUAAAACCAUAUUUCAGUUUAUGACAUGGUUCAAACGAUUCAGCGAUGAUGUUGCACUACCAAUUCGGAAUGGUUCUCUAUGGAAAAGUGCAACUCAAUCGGUUAAAUUGGGAAGUCAUUUGAUGACUUUCAAAUUUAUGUUUGAUGUCGAGCCAUUGUAUAUAUAUCACGGUUACAGGUUUGAUUUGGCUAGACCAGGCGAACAUACCGCAUUAGGUUUGAAGGGGAAAAUUGGAAGCUUCAAAUGCGAUUUGCAUCAGCGGAAAGAAAAAAUGAUUAAACAUGUUGACUUCUUAGGGGAAAACUUUAACGUAAUGAAAAUGAGUUUUUACGUUGGUAAAGUUGAGCUAAAAAAUAUAGAUUUGAGAGUCAUUGGAAUAAAUUUUACUGAACGUAAAGAUGUAACACCAAAACACCACUUUCAAAUAUUUGACAAUGACAAGGAUUGGAUUGAUCUCAAUGACUUUGAGGAGGUUGAUUUGCCCACGGUUAAAGAUAGUGACAUUGAAGGGCAAGUACUUCCGUUAUUAUUUGCGUCUCAUUUUUCCUAUAAGAUGAACAAAAAACUGGCUAAAAACUUAUUUGGUGACGAAAAUACUCAUGACUGUAUCAUCAAUCAAGAAGAUGGUCCUGAAGUAUCCUACAAUCAUAUUUGUGAUGUAGAAAAAUUAAAACUGAAGUGGUAUAAAAACGUUAGAAAUAUCAUAUUUAGUUACUUUACAGAGAUGGAUUUUAGGGCUGCUUAUGUAAAUAGCUCAUCAUUUAAGGAUAGAAGCACAAUAUUAGGAAAAUUGAAGCAGACUAAAACCCAACAACAAGAACCCCAAUCAACUAGAAGUACCGAUUCUAAAAUAAACUAUAAUAUUGAAAGCAAGAAGGAGUUUAAUGAGAUGAUGAGGAACAUCAAAGAAUUUUCUAGUAAAAUUAUUCCUGUUGAUGAUUUGCUGGUGAGAUUAAACGAUGUCCAAGUACAAUUGAUGAUUGAUUCUGCGCAUGAACAUCUAAUGUUGUUUAGAACUAAACGCAACGAAAUCGAAAUUGUUUCGUUAAUGGAUGAAGAUUGGUUUAGAUCUGUCCAAUCUAAAUUCAUUGCAAAAAGAAUAGGUACAGUAUUUGAAGACGCCGAUGUGUUAAUUCUAUCAAAAAAUGACUAUCCCUUUACAAAAACCACUAAAGACAACUAUGGAACAAAUGGCUCUUGGCCUGUGUUUUUGGACGGUAGUGAACCAAACGAGUUUGUAGAAAGUAAGACGCUUCUUUCGAACGUUCUCAUAUAUUUUAUGUUUGAAAAUCCGUCUAGCACAUACGCAAGUGGCAAAUCAAGGAAGAAGUUGUAUUUGAAUAUUCCUGUAUUUGAGACAAGAAUUGACUCAGAGUCUUACCUCAAAUCUGUGAAGAUAGCUAGGAGCGUUUUGGUCUACACGUCACCAAGGCAGAAGAAGUUUGCUAGCUUAGUCCAAGCCUACUCCUUAUUGAAUGACUCUCAGGAUAAAUUAAAACUCUAUACAGCGCUAGAUCGUGUUUGUGGUGAAAUCCAAUCAAUAGUGGCUUUGCAUAAAGCACUGUCACCAGCGAGAACGGUGGCCAAUAAGGAAAUAGAGGUUGAGUCACUGUUAAGGGCCCGACUAUCCAAAUUGUUGACGGAUUCUUUGUUGCUAUCUAGAGCUAUUUUGGAAGAUUUGAUUCCUAGAAGUGAAGAGGAAGAUGACCAGUGUUUUAUGGAAUGGUGUAUUACAGCUGCAAAAAUAAAUGUUAAUUUUACUAUUGACGAUCAAUCGUUUUUGAGUUUUAUGUUGAAGGAUGGUUCAUUUAACAGGUUAGAGAUGCUUGAUCAAACCACUAUAAACGAAGUUUCAAUAAGGUCUAUUCAAAUCCUAAAUCACGACUACAAUAUUUUGUAUCCUGAGUUAUUGUCUGCAUUUGAUCCAAGUUCGUCUGUUAAAGCCAAUAUCCCCAAAACUAAGGCAAUGCUAAAGAUCAAGUGGGAAAUUGGAGAUAAAAUACAGGGAAUGCCAAAUAUUAGAAAUGUCCAAGUUAGCGGGCUUCCGAUGAAAUUAGCAAUGGAGGAUAAAACUGGUAUCAAGUUGAUGGAAUUUUUGUUUCCCGAUGAAAACCUAUACAAAACCGAGAGUAACGCUUCUGAAGGAGAGGAGGGGAAUGAUGUUUUCAGCUACGACAGUUCUGAUGAAGACAUUCUUGAAUUUGAAGGCGAGAAUGAUACUUCACCUGACUCAGAAUUAAUUGAGUAUAAAGGAGUGAAUGACAGUCUCGCAAGUCAUAAAGGAAUACCAGUGACAAACUCCGAUCCUGUUAAUAAUGUCGGGGCUGACAUCAAUGAGGGCAAAAAUUUAGAACAUCGGACCUCAAAGUUAUCUAUUGUUUCGAGAAGUAAAAGUGCUAUUAGUUCUAACUAUUCCUGUAAUUUGAAUAGAAAAAUUGUCAAUGAAAAAAGCUCCAGAAGUUUCUCAAAUAUCGAACAAGAAAAAUAUCUUGGUGCAAUUAAGAACAGUAUGGAUAUAGAAUAUACCAAUGGGGACAUUUUAAAAAUGGAAAAAGAAACCAAGUAUUUCAGUAUCCAGAACUUGACGAUGGAAGACUUUGUGCUAAACAUUUCUUUAUACGGUAAAGGUAUGUUGAGGCUUAUAAAUGUAACUAAUUUGACAUUGGUUGUCCCUAAAUUUGUCAUCCAGAAAGAAGUAUGGACGAGUAUCGAUUUAAUUGACGCUAUUAAGAAACACGUUAUAAAAACGUUACUGAAGCAAUCAGGUCAUUUGCUCAAAAACAAGUUAUUUGUUUACAGAAGAAGAAAAAGAGUUAACAAGCAGAAAUACGUUAAGGUCAAAACAAGAAAUUAG
Pichia kudriavzevii is the source of this 7593-nucleotide messenger RNA. RefSeq lists its product as uncharacterized. The transcript has a single exon. NCBI's taxonomy places the organism in Eukaryota, Fungi, Ascomycota, Pichiomycetes, Pichiales, Pichiaceae. The record is from RefSeq and is a predicted model, not a curated record. Bases 1 to 7593 code for a protein of 2530 amino acids.